AAUUGUACACGCUUGCCUUGCAGAAUCGGAAAUAACGGCAGAGGCGGAGAUUGACGGGGAAGACCGUGCGACGCCAAUCAUAUUGUUUUCUCUUGCAUGUUGUCUGUGAAACAAAAGUUCUCAGUCACAACCGACAACACACUACCCGACCACGUUGCGGGACUACAACGGAUUUAACGGGCCAUUGGAAUAGGGGAAUAUUCUUGCGUGGAGACAUUUAUAUAGUCUCUAUAGCAGUGGAUGGUUGGGGGAAGCGGGUCCAGGAAAGUCACAGACGACAAUGUAGGCAGCCCAGCCGGAGUCAUAUCAUGGGCUCAGAGGCAGUGGAAGAUUGUGUGCAGGGGGCUCUCUCGUCCCUCUACCCCCCCUUCGAGAGCACAGCCCCGCCUCUCCUCUCUCAGGUUUUCUCUGUGUUAGAGUCGACUUAUCAGCAUGACAGUCUGAGGUACCUGCUGGAUUACUUCAUCCCAGCAAAACACCUUCUUCACAAACUACAGCAGCAUGCCUGUUCUCAGUAUCUGGGUUGUCUGUUCCUCCACUCCGGUUGGCCCCUCUGCCUCGGAGAGAAGAUUGUGGUCCAGCUCUCUACUCUGGACUGGAGGCUGCUGCGCAGUACCGACUUCUACUUGCAGGUGGUUCCCUUCUCCACACGCUGCCCCCGCCUGGCCCUCAAGUGUUUGGCCCCCGGGGGCCGCAACGUCCAAGAGGUCCUGGUGCCCGAGUCACAGCACCCUCUGGUGUUCACUACAGAGUGGCUGCACAGUGUCAACAAGGAGAGGGGCUACAAAAGAGAAGGAGGUGGAGGGUUAGAUACGUGUCUGAUCAGUACGUGUGACGGGGUGGUCCGCCUACCGUGGGAGGAGGUGGUCUACCCCAAGUUCAUCCAUAACCCAUCAGAUGACCUGACUACCAUGGCUGACCACCCAACCUCCGUCUCCGACCACACCACCGACCUCACCCCGGUGGUGGGCCUCGGCCUGGGUGGCUGGGGGGGCUCCUCCUCUGGAGAACCAGACUCCUGUUCCUGGGACGAAGAAGACGAUGACCUACCUCCAGACAGUGUAGAUGCAGAGGCCGUUCUACCCCGCCGACGGUGCAGCGAGGACGGGUUAGGGAGGACGACGAGGCAUCACCAAAUGGCUGGUGAUGGGGACUACGUGGAACUCCUGGAGCCCAGGGGGGGUCCGGACGGCGGCGCAGACCCCAGGCAGAGGUACCUGGAGAUGCAUGGGAUCUGUAAGACCAAGACCCUGCCGCUGUGUAGAAGGAGCAAGGCUAUCAAGCUCCGCAGAGGGAAGGCCUGGGGGUAUGGGCGACUGGACGCAGCCGGGGGCAGUAGGGGCGUCCUGGGGGGUAAGAGGGACUCUGUGACCCACCGGGGGGACUGGUUACCCCCCCGCCCCCUGCCUAGAGUUAUCGAUGUAGGCCGAGCGAGACGGUCUGAGUCGUACCCCUCCUCGCUUCAGAACUCUGACGAAGGGGAGAAACAGGCCCUCGGAAAAGACCCAGAAGGCCUAGGAAGCCAGGGGCUGUAUUUUGAUGGUCCGUCCAAGGAGAGGAGGCCCGGGGUGGGCAGGGAGAGGGAGGGCAGUGGGUGUAACGUUACACAACCAUGCAGGGACAGCCAUGGAAGUAACAGUUUGGUAGCGAGCGAGACAACAAAUCCCAAAGCAGCGCACGUUGUAGAGGGCCAAUCGGAUCAAAGCUCUCGCUCUGAAUCUGUGUUUGAGGAUGCUGAUAAGUCACUGAGUGGAGACAGCGACACCAUGCCCACUACAGACACACGAGGAAGUGGGGAGAAUGCGGCGAGGCCAUUGAUUGAUAUUCCAGGAAAUGGGGAGAAUGUGGACAGCCCGUUAGCAGAUGGAUCUGAAACCCAGAAAGGAAGACAUUCCACUAGUGACUCUUGUGUACCAGACAAAACAGCAGACUCGACAGAACACAGAGGGACGGAACGUUCUCUCUCUCGACCCGGUACUGACGCUGACCCAAAGGGAGCAACAACUCCAGAAGAGAGGGCUGAAGGAAAGACAGAGGAGAUAGGAGUGUGUCCUCGAGGAAAGGAAGUCAAAACGGGAGGAUUCAGGGCACCCAGGAGGAAGAGGAAAGGGAGAGGGGGAAAGGGGAAGGCUAAAAGUGGAUGUCGUGGCAACCAGAAGACUCGAGACCAGGCCGGUUCCAAACCACCAAGUAAAACACCUCAGCGUGGUCCCGCCAUCUCCUCGACAACCAACCUGCCAAUCACUACAACCAACCUAUCAGAGGCAACACAGCAGCCUGAGGGGGCGGAUAAAGAGGUCACACCAGUCAAUGAAGGACGAGAAAAAGCUGAGAUUGGGGAAAGCAAUACAGAAAACCAGGUUGUCCAAUCAGAAGUCUCACCUGACACAACUACUAGCCAAUCAGGCACAUCCUUAUCUAACCACUCUACAGAGGAGUUAGGGGCAGAGACAUCUCCUGACCUAUCAAAUGGCCUAUCACCUAAAGCCCCUCCUCUCCUAAGGGAAUUGGACACAGAACUCCUCCAAUCAGGAAAGCUGAUGUUGACAGGUACGGUGGACAGGCUGGGACGGGCUGUGGUUGUCACUGAAACGCACCUCCCAGAGGACGGUUGCCGUGCGGACGAGAUGGGCCGUGUCUUGGCCUGUUAUCACAGGAUCACCCGCUCUUCUGCGAAAGAGCGAGGCCUAACAGUAAUAGUAGACAGUAGACAAUCUCCUCCCUCCGCUCUCUGCCUCGCUGCACUGAAACAAUUACAGGCUGUGGUCCCGGGAGGUCUUGGCUCUGUCCUCAUUCUGGUGGAGGAGCAGCACCAGGAGUCAUCUACACACAGUCUAGAAGGAGUAGAGGUGCACACGGUGCGAGGGACAGGGGUCCUACAGCAGUAUAUAGACAGGCAGCAGCUGCCCCUGGAGAUGGACGGAGACUACAAACAUUGCCACUCUGACUGGCUGGCCUUCAGACUGAGUGUGGAGAGUCUAACUGAGUGUUGUGAGAGCGCACUCUCUCUGUUGGAGGAUGCACUGCAGUCUAUGGACACAGCACCACUACCAGACUGUAUCAAGACUGUUCCUCUAAGUGUGGAAAAACACAGACAGCUGAUGACGAGCAUCCUAGUCGAUCAACGGCUGACUGAGCUGCAGCGCAAGGGUGGGGCCUGGUUGGCAGGGCUGGCCAAUGGCACAUCAGGACUGGCAAAGCGGUCCCCAGACUGCAGAGCUGCUCUGGCUGCGACCUCUAACCUCUAUGACAGCGUGGAUGAUUCCCUCCACCGCCUCGUCCAGGUGUCCAAUCAGAGGGGCAGUGAUCUGGAAGCCCUCGGACGAUUGGCUACCAUGGUGGACAAGCUGGAAAAGUGCGAGAGGGAGAUAGAGCAGAUCCAGGAUCAGUUGGAAGACUACAGGGAGCCUCCCAUCUCUCUCAGCAGGCUCUCCCUCAAACAGCAGAAGUUCAAGACUUUCAGAGAGUCGGCCAACGAGCUGCACACUGAGACCCUGGCGGUCCUUGGAGAUCUGGAGAGCUGGUCUGAGCUGGACUGGGGGGGACUGAUAGAGGUGCAGGUCAGGGUACCCCCGGUCAGAGAGAGACUCAGAGACAUGUCUCACUGUCUGUCUGACUGCUGGACAACACUGGACAACACACAGAGACUACUGUCCACACUGACCGAGGCCAACCAGUGGUGCGACGUCAUCUCCUCUACCUCACCCUCCCCCUCCACCCCCCUCUCCUCCCUCCCUCCCAUUCCGCCAUCUCGUUUUCAGGACGCCCGUGCCUUAGCCUUGGAGCUGGGUGGUGGAGCUCUCCUGGACCUGUGGUCUCAGACCCUUGAGAGAUACCAACGCACUGUGGCCCAGGUCAAACCCAGGCUGCUGCAGCAGGCAGAGCGAGGGCAGAACCAGGGCCAGGCCCGGCCCAAGACCCCCUCCGCCUCCAGUCUGUGGGACCUGAUGGGGCCCGAGGGAGAGGGAGACUGGGGUGUCGGGGCCGGGGGAGGAGAGGGAGGCCUCCAGUCCUGGGGGUCCCUGGCUUCACUGUUUCGCCCACAGACCUGCUCCACGCUGAAGAUAGGAGAGGAGAAAGGGAAUAGGAAGGAGGGAACGGGAGGAGGAGGAGGAGGAGCGGGAGGAGGGAAAUUUCUGCAGAAUCUGUUGCAUCCGGCAAAGAAGAGCCCCACAGAAGCUCCUUUGCCCCCCAAACCCCCCAGGAAGCGUCACCCCAGCUUCGACCUCCAGGCCCUGCUGGCCCCCCGUCGGGGCCCUGCCACCGCCAGGCCUGUAGAGCCUCCUGUGGGUGCAGCCAGCCGUAACUCCCCCCUCACCUGGCUGGGGCGCCGGGCCCUCACAGACCCUGUUAUCGCCGCUGGGAUGGCAGCCGCCGUCCCCGGAUGGAGAGAGGGAGGAGGAGGAGGGAUUGGGGGAGGAAUAGGAGGGGUGCAGGGGGGAUCAGGGGUGCUCAUCAGAGGUGUAGAGGUGAGCAGCAAGGAAGUGGUGGACUACACCGGGACGCCAAGACAACACGUGCUGCUGAGCCGAGCGGAGAGGGAGACGGGAGGGGAGAGGCAGGGCACCACCACCGCACAGAGUAAACUGUACCUAUUGUGGUGCAGGAUGCUGAGUUCAGAGAGGCAGUACGUGGCUGUAUUAAAGGGGGUGGAAGAGACCUACUUGCCCCUCCUGGAGGGUCCAGACACCCCCUCCUCCCUCAGGGGGAAAGCAGAUCUCCUGUUCCCCAAAUGGGCCAGCCUCAGCUCCUUCCACUCACAGAACCUCCUCCCAGCCAUGGAGGGAGCUCUACUGCAGAGUCUGCUGCAACAGGACCUCUUCAGUAAAUACAGAGAGGAGUUUCUCCACUACUCUCACUACAUCAGGAUUAAACCAGAAUUGGACUCCCCGUUGGUUACUCAAGCUGCGGACUUCUUCAAGCUCAGACUCCCGGCCACCCCUCCUCUCUCCCCCCUGUCGUUCCCCCAUUGUCUCCAGGCCCCUACACUGAGACUGGAACAGUACUGCGAUGCCUUGGAAGAGCUGGGAGGGCUAAACCCUGCCUCCGACUCCUCCCUCUCCGUCCUCAGACACGUCCAGCGUCACGGCGAGGACCUCCGGGCCAGCGACCUAAUCGUCGGGUGUCCGGUCCCAGUGGCGGAGCGCGGAGAGCUGGUGCGUCAGGGGGAGCUGUUGGUGUGUGGGGGGACCAGGAGGAAGAAGACAGGGGUGAGGAGUGUGUUCCUCUAUCAGCACCUCAUCAUCUUCACCAAGCAGAAGAGUCCCGGCCCAGGACGCACCGCCUACAGCUUCAAACACAGCAUCAAGACGGGUGAGAUGGGUCUGACCCAGAGUGUGGGUGAGGAAGGGGUGAGGUUCGAGGUGUGGGUGCGUCAGGCCCCUCGUAUCCGGGACUGCCUGACCCUGCAGUGUCAGAGUGGAGAGGGGAGGGCAGCCUGGACACACGACAUUGCUCAGCUCCUCUGGACUCACGCUAUACACAACACAGAGUUGUGUUUGAAAGAGACAAUGUGUAUCGGUGUGUCUAGUAAGAUACUGCUAGAUGCCACAGGAGCACCGGUAACAUCUGAACUCGACUCUAUCUACAAUCUGAAUGACAGAGUCCACAGUAGCUGUUCAGACUCUUCCUCUGUUGGCAGUCAGAAGGAGGGGGGGUCCCCAGCCUCUGGGAGGGGACAAACACAGAACCAGUCUCCUUCCACUGCGGUGUAAUCUUCAUCUCAGCAACCAACAAACUGGAUUCUGGACCUAAUAAAGACCAACACAACAUCUCUAUGCAAGCCACUGGACGGGUCAAACUGGACAAGAAGUAAAGGACCAAAGAGAAAAGGGCAUACAGGAAACAAAGAGACAUUACGGCUCUGACUAACCCAGGACCUAGCAUCAGCAGAGCCUGCUCUCGGUGGCCAUGUUGGAUCGGCCGGACACAGUUGCUCGCCGAGUCAUUGAUACCGUGGACACUCCAGCCACACAGUAGAGCCAUUGUCCUCCUUCAGCGGCUCCCCACUAGGCCAAACCACUCUGCCUGAACCACUGGCUGGCGGCCAUGGCCUUCGUGCUUCCACUAUCUCCUAAAACAUACAGGAGCAUUAUAGGAAAUAUAGCUUUAUACUGACUUUAUUGGACAUUAUUAAAAUGUUGCCUUUUACAAUGCUGUUUAAACAGGGACGUUUUUU
Messenger RNA from Oncorhynchus nerka (sockeye salmon), 6178 nucleotides. It is a transcript of the gene arhgef40, whose product is annotated as Rho guanine nucleotide exchange factor (GEF) 40. Bases 309 to 5714 code for a protein of 1801 amino acids. The transcript is spliced from 28 exons. NCBI's taxonomy places the organism in Eukaryota, Metazoa, Chordata, Actinopteri, Salmoniformes, Salmonidae. The record is from RefSeq and is a predicted model, not a curated record. Gene Ontology annotation, molecular function: guanyl-nucleotide exchange factor activity.